This is a messenger RNA of Penicillium maclennaniae, 636 nucleotides long. RefSeq names its product putative SNF7 family protein Fti1/Did2. Gene Ontology annotation, cellular component: multivesicular body; ESCRT III complex. Lineage: Eukaryota; Fungi; Ascomycota; Eurotiomycetes; Eurotiales; Aspergillaceae. Gene Ontology annotation, biological process: late endosome to vacuole transport; protein transport; endosome transport via multivesicular body sorting pathway. The record is from RefSeq and is a predicted model, not a curated record. Bases 1 to 636 code for a protein of 211 amino acids. The transcript is spliced from 2 exons.
AUGGUCCGCCGAGAUCCCAUCUUUGAAGCCCGCACCAAUGUGAAGCUCCAUUCGAACCGACUCAAGAAAGAAGCCAACCGUGCAGAAGCCACCUUCAAAUCCGAAAAGGCCAAAGCAGACAAGGCGAUGAAAAACCGGGAGUUCCAAAUUGCCCGGAUCCACGCGGCCUCCGCCGUUCGCGAGAAACGCCGCCAAGUAACCCUCAAAUCCGAAGCCGCCCGUGCGGACGUUAUUAUCAACGAACUCAAAGCCGCACAGAGCACCCGCGACACAUCACGGACGCUCGCUCUUGCGUCGCGCGGCCUCGACGCGGCCUCGAAGAGCGUGAACCUCGAACACCUUGUCUCGCACGCGAACAACUUCCUCGCCCGGUCCGAGGACUUCAAGAUCGCCAGUAGUGCGAUCGAGGACGUUGCGCAGGGUAUCUCGAUGCAGGAGUAUGGUGCAGAGGGCGAGUCGGAGGUGGACCGGAUGAUGGAGCAAUUGGCAGAUGACGCGGGCGUUGAUAUGCGCCUGGCGUUGGAGUCUGGCAAGGCGCCCGAGGAUAUUCAGCAGCACGCUGAGCCUGUCAAGCCAGAUGCGGAAGCUGAGGAUGGGCUUGGAGCGAGAUUGAGAGCUUUACGGGCUGCUAAUUGA